Parus major (Great Tit) is the source of this 7926-nucleotide messenger RNA. It is a transcript of the gene HOMER2, whose product is annotated as homer scaffold protein 2. Lineage: Eukaryota; Metazoa; Chordata; Aves; Passeriformes; Paridae. Gene Ontology annotation, molecular function: G protein-coupled glutamate receptor binding. The coding region runs from base 62 to 1288 and encodes 408 amino acids. Gene Ontology annotation, biological process: regulation of store-operated calcium entry; G protein-coupled glutamate receptor signaling pathway. Gene Ontology annotation, cellular component: cytoplasm; dendrite; plasma membrane. The transcript is spliced from 10 exons. The record is from RefSeq and is a predicted model, not a curated record.
ACGGCUCUCGCCGCCGUGCAGCCGCCGUGCAGCCGCAGCCAGCCGGGGCCGGGGCGGCCGCAUGUGCGAAGUGGGGACGCGGCCGCCGCUGGCCGCCGAGCGCGGGGAGCCGCCCGGGGGUGCCGCCGCCGCCGCCGAGAGGUGCCGAGACAUGGGAGAACAGCCCAUCUUCACCACCAGAGCCCAUGUCUUCCAAAUUGACCCCAGCACGAAGAAGAACUGGGUCCCCGCAAGCAAGCAGGCUGUAACUGUUUCCUACUUCUAUGACAGCACGAGAAACAGCUAUCGGAUUAUCAGUGUGGAUGGAGCCAAGGUGAUCAUAAACAGCACCAUCACCCCCAACAUGACUUUCACUAAAACAUCACAGAAGUUCGGGCAGUGGGCAGACAGCAGAGCCAACACUGUGUUCGGGCUGGGCUUCCCCUCCGAGCAGCAGCUGACCAAGUUUGCAGAGAAGUUCCAAGAAGUAAAAGAAGCUGCCAAACUUGCAAGAGACAGAUCUCAAGAGAAAAUUGAGACCUCAAGCAAUCAUUCACAGACCAGCAUUGCAGCCAAGAUGAAAAGGGAGAUGCAGGAGACACCCAGUGUUCGUUUGUGUGUUGUGCUGCAGGAGUCUGGACGUGAAACACCAUCUUCCACUCGAGCUUCAAGUGUGAAUGGCACAGACGACGAGAAGGCAUCACAUGGUGGCUCUGCUGAGGCACAUCUCAAAUCUGAGAAUGAUAAAUUAAAAAUUGCUCUAGCCCAAAGUUCAUCCAAUGUGAAGAAGUGGGAGACGGAGCUGCAGUCGCUGCGGGAGAGCAACGCGCGGUUGUCCACAGCGCUGCAGGAGUCGGCGGCCAGCAUCGAGCACUGGAAGAAGCAGUUCUCAGCCUGCAAGGAGGAGAACGACCAGCUGAGGGGCAAGAUUGAAGAACUGGAGGAACAGUGCAAUGAAAUAAAUAAAGAGAAGGAAAGAAAUGCACAGUUGAGUAGACGUCUCCAGGAACUGGAAACAGAACUUCAGGACAAAGAGCUGGAACUGGAAGAGCUUCGAAAGCAGGGUGAAAUUAUACCAGAGCUAAUGUCAGAAUGUGAAUCUGUAUCUGAACAAUUGCAGGCUGCUGAGAAAAAGAACAAAGAUCUUGAAGAGAAAGUCAGAACGCUAAGGACAGAAGUUGAAGAGAACAAACAUAGGCAGACCAACCUUAAAACUGAAUUAAAGAAUUUUUUAGAUGUACUAGACGGGAAGAUAGAUGAAUUACAUGAUUUCCGACAAGGACUGUCUAAACUUGGGGUUGACAAUUAGAUGGCAAUAGAUCUUUUUUGUAAUCUAGGGUCUGGAUGUUUGAUGUUUUGUUGAUCCCAAACGUGUGUUUUACAAAAUAUAACUAGAAUGUUCCACUUGUUUGCAUUGGUUUUGUACAUAGAGGCUGAAAAUUUGCUGUGGGUUUUUGGUUGGUUUUUUUUUGGUGGGUUUAUUUUAUUUUGUUUGUUUAUUUACCAAACCAAUCAUGCUGCUCACUGAAUUCUGUUGAGAUUAGAAACUUUCUAUAUUGCUGCUCUGGCUUUGUGGGGUUGGGAACAGGUAGAGGGUUCUGUCUCAGGAAUCUGGAACUAGACCUACCUUAAAAUGAAUAUGCAGUUAGUUGUUGCAGGGAAAUUUAUAUCUUUCUUAAGGGCUGUUGCAACCAUAGAAACAGAAAAGAAGUCUUUUUCUUGUCCAGACUAUCAGCACUCUUAGCAGGAUUGACUUUAUUCUGUGGUGGAGCAGAGAGAUUAGCUGGAGCCCCUGCAGUUUGUAAAGUGUGCCUGUGAUGAGCUGCAGCCAGGAAAAUCACCUCUCACAGAUACCAGUAUCUUUAGGACCAUGUCAAUCAGGCCUGGUUCACCAAAAAAAAAAAUUGCAGUGGAUUCCAGAUAACCUCUGAUAGAGGUUCCAUGUGCUUGCCUGGAUCCAUACAGAAGAGUCAACAAUGCAGAAAUGAGUUUCAACUCUUGAAGUCAAGUGUCUUACCAGUCAGUGAGGACAACUUCUCUUGCUUAGCAGCAUCACCUCUCUCUGGCCUUCAGUUUUGAACCCAUAUAGUUCCAUCAUUAUGUGCAUCUCUGAAAAAUGCCCACCUGAGUCUGGGGACCAGAUAUUUAUUUUUAAAAGUGGUAUGUUGCUGGUUUGUACAGGACUCGUGCCCCUCUGUGUGCAACUUGAUUGUUGUUGAUUGACUUCUGCAGCAGUGAGGAAGGAGACAUGGAUCUGAAAAGCAUUAUAAGGUUACUGGAAGGUGUUUAUCUGAAGCAAAUUUCUGCCUAGGAGACUGGCAGGGCAAUGGCCACGUGAAGUCAAAGUCCUUUACUAUGAUUUCUGCAUUCUCUGGCAGUAGGGUAGGGAUUAGUCACCAAGUUAGGUUGUACAAAAAAAAGCCCAUCUCAAUCCGAGAGGCAGAAAUGUUCCUUUAUUCUUGAACUGAUUAUUCAGCAGCUCUAAGAGUGUUUUGAGAAAUGCAAGCUCAUACCCCAGCCUUCAGUGAGGAGGAAGUUCAGUUCAUGACAGACAGAUGUAAAAAGGGACAGAGAGGAGAAUCCAGCCCAAGCUUUGCUCUUUCCCCUAGAACUUCCUUCAGCUUCUUUCUCUUCUUUCCCCAUAACCUGUUUUGAGGGUGUUUACCUGGGACCUUAAUUCAGGAAAGUACUUUUGUGUACGUGAUGUUAUUUGCUUGAUUCCAAUGACAGCUUGGUUCAGCACUGUGUUAGUGCUUCCCAGCAGUGACUGGUAUAAAAUGGCCAUGCUUUCCUUGGAAUUUCAGGGCCUUUUUCUUUUUUUUGGCACAUCUUGAUUAUUAAAGUGGCCUUUAAAAGAAAGGUGGGUUGUAGGUGAAACAUGCAUUGAAUACUUUUUCACAGAUGAAUAUGUAAUCCCCAUGGUAGAGAUGGGAUCUGUCUGCAAUUGUCCCUUGAAUUUUCAUUUCAUCUGUUACUAUUACAUUAUCUUCAUUGCCUGUUUUUUAGAAUGGACUUUGAGUAUUUUUGCUUUUUACUCCUUUGAAACAAUGGAUGUAAAGUUAGGACCUUUCAUAACCAUUAUGACCAUUUAAAUCUAUUUUAAAAAAAUUGUUUUAGGCUGUUGAUAUUUUAAAAUAAAAAUAAAAAUCAGGUACAUAGCAUGUAGGCGUGUGAAAAUUAGACUUUGCCAGCAUGGAAGAUUCAACAGUUGCAUAAUGUGGGGUUAGAUCAGACUUCUCAAAAUUGAAAAUGACGUCAGAAACUGUGUGGUUGUGCACAAGUAGUCUCCAUUUUUAGUCUUUUUAUGUGAUAGAAAGUCAGAUAUACACCAUAAUUUAGCAGGCAGCUCAUCCUGCUUCUCCUCUCCUCCCAUGCUGCUUUUUUGUCCCUGCAUCAGCUGGGAACCACAGGAUAACACAAUUAAGAGCUGCAAGCAAUACUGGCAGUCAGGGCCCUGCUCCUCACAGUGCUUCAUUGCUUUUGCACCAAGAACCAUGCCCUGUCUUCCUUUUCCUGCUGAGUAAUCUUAGGGCUCCUCUCUGUUUCAACAUAAAUUUUGUUUUUGGCAUGAUGCUGGGUAAAAGGAUGCAAAAGACUCAGUGAAAAAAUUACACUGUUUGGCUUAAUCCAGAUCUUUGUUUUUCACUUUAGUCAGGUCUAAGAUCCAGUUCAUUAGGAAUGUAUUAAGCCACUCUUAAAUUGCAAGGGAAGUGUUUCCAUGGGAUUGCAUUGAUUAAACAGAUGGAGUUUGAUGGUGGCACAUUAAGGCACUGCACAGCUCUGACACAGGCAGUUAUUUCUGGGUGCUUAGUGCCUGCCAGAGGAACAAUGGAGUCCUUAAAUAAAUCCCUGCCCUGUCUCUUCUAUCCUGCCCCAGAUGUAUGCAUCACAUAUCCGCUAUUUCUCUGAUGUUGAGUUGUUAGGGAUGCCUGUACACAGCUUUAUGCUGUGGGAAACUCCGUCCUUCAAGCCUCCAAGGGCUUGUUAUAAUUGCCUUCUUUCUUCUUUCUUCCCAACAGCACUAAGUUGAGAGCUUCUACAUAUAAUCACUUAAACUCCCCAAAAUGCCAUCUCUUUUAAUCUUCCCAUCUCUUUCAUUGGAUUUUCCCUCUUCAAGAGAAAAAAGUGUGGCAGUGCAUUCUCUCAGGAGUGUUUGGGCACCAACUGCAGUUGCCCUCUCCAGCCUGUCCCUGUCCCCAGCCCAGGGGACCGAUGGUGUCACACACUGCUUAUACCUUGGUGCUCUCUGGUGGCCCAGCACUAACCUGUGUGCCAAACAGAGCCUCACACUGCUCCUCUUGAGACUCAUCCCAGCACUGAAAUGCCUCCUCUGUCCUGGCCAGGGCAGCCAGCCUUCCUCCAGCAAAAUGCACACACCAUCCCACGGAUGCACUGACCCUCCUUUUGUGCACAGCUGGAAUUUCGCCUGUCCCUGUGGCACCCUGAGUUCACAGACACCUGCUUAGGGAUGGCCCUAAACACUCCCAGGGCCAAGGAAUUUUCAUCCCUGUCCAACAGAGGAUCUGCAGAACUGGGUUUUAUUUGUUACAUAGUGCUGGGCUAAUCCUGGUUUCCCUGUGUCUGUCAGCAAUGCCUUGGUCGGCACUCCCACCCAGCCUGAGCACAGGUUUAUAGCAGGCUGUACCUCUCCUUGGGUGACCCUGAGUUCCCUUUCUGGACACAGGUUUCUCCCUCUAAGUGGUUUUUAUGGCAGGAUCUCUCCUACCUCACUUACAUGGUCUCUCCUUAACAAAGGACAUGUGCUUGGCACUUGCUGUGUGGGUUUCUGCACCACCACAGGUCCUGCCACACAUCAGCAACCUGGGAGCUUCAGCUCUGCUGGCCUCCUGUGACACCAGGACAGAGUGUGUCUUACUGACCUCUGGCUGAGAGGCUUCUCUGAGGUGAUGUUAGAGCUGCUGAAUAAUGCUACAGUUUGAGGGGUUUUAACAAAAUGAGGAAAAAACAGGUAUACCUUGCAUAACAUAAAAGCAAAAGUGACAUUAAAAUUGAUAGAAUUAUUUUCAAGGGGAAAGAAUAUUCCAUUAGAUAUAUUAUGUCACAUUUUGAAAAAAUACCUUAGUCUUGUAUUAGGGAUAAAUUAUUUCAAAAUGAAAAAAAUGGAACUUUGUUACACAGAAUAAAGGUUAACCUUUUGGGGUUUUUAUUAUUUGGCUGAAUCUUUCUUUGCCAAUUUUGACUCAACUUCACAAGUAGUUCUGUUUGGCCUAGAAGUGCAUUUUCAGCAAUUGCCAUACUUUGCAGUGUUCUGUCUACACCUAAUUGGUGUCUCCUUCACUAAGUGAGCUCACUGGUAGAAAACUGUCUUUUCUUUAUGAAACUCAACACCACCUGUCAUUUUCUGUAUCCAAGAAUUCUAAGAAUACACUUUCUUUGUUUUACACUGGGUGCAUCUGUGGCCAGAAAACAAAUGUUAUUUAGACAAUAUAUUUUUUUCUGUACAAACACCUGAUUUGGUUUUUAUGUGGGCAAUUUAGGAAGGGCAAUUUUUUAAAGCUGCUUGGUGAAUUAAGGUGAGCAGGAAGGGUUUGUGCUGUUGUGCCUGCUGUCCCUGCCCUGCCAUUGUCUUACAAGGGUACCAGCCAAAGCACUGGUGGUGCUAAGGCAGGGGCUCACCUGCCCUGUCCAGUGAUUGCUCAGUGGCUUGCUGGCCACAGGAACACACAUCCUACUCACAGCAGGGCACAAAUUGUCCACAGACUUCUGCUCUCUUCUCUACGCCAUUUAUUUAUUUUUGCAAGUAUCGAUUCUUUUCCUUAUUAAUUUUUUGCCGCCUUUGGCUGCGUCAUAAGUGACAGAAGGAAAAUUCCCUGUUGUUGUCACCACCUUGCAGUGCUGGGAGUUUCUCAGCUACAAGACCAUGCUCUUCCUUAGGCUCUUCCAAAGAGCUAUCUUGGCAAAACUCUUCAAAGCAUCAACAGCUUGUAAGGAAUAUAGCACUGUCUUCUUGAGCCUAUGGAUUAGCAAAGAUAAAACCCCUGUCAGGGUGAAAUGCCUCGCUCAGCUGAAUGUGUGCCCAAUGCUAAAUCUGAAGGGAAGAGGUGUAAGGGAAGGCAGCAGCAGCAGCAAAUUUUUUUGGCUAUCGUUUCAGCAGAGAUUUCAGUGAAAGAUGUGCUCUCCCCAUGAGCUGUGGAUGUGCCAAAGGUCUGGAUGGCCACACCAAUCCACCAGCUCACCUGCCUUUGUCCAGGCACUUCUGGGCUUGUCAAGCCUGUAAAUAUCAAGUCCUCACAUAUCACAGGUGGUGGUGUGAGGGAUGGAAGUGUCACGUCCACACACACAGAGCCCAGAGAGCACUGCAGCCACAGCUCUGGUUGUGGUCAGACACUUCCAGUCAAAAGCAGGAAAAGCUGUUCCUGUCCCACAGGGCCUCAGCAGUACCAGGGACCUUGUGGAAGGGCAGGUCCAGCUUUUGGGAGGCUGAGGGGCAGCAAGGAGUCCCAGGCUGGGCUGGCAGGGUCUGGUUAUGGGCACAAUUUAGCAAUGGUAGGACAGAAAGCUACUUUAAGGUAAUUUUUCUUUCUGUGGAUCGUGUUCAACAAGCACCUGUGUGUCAGGCCAAGCAAUACACAGCCACAAGAUGAAUCCAGACACACCCACAGCCACAGAGCCCCAGCUGGCCCUCACAGCCUGGCCAGGGAUGCUGUGCCUGGAGUCCCGCGCCCCCGGGAGCUCAGCAGGGCUUUAGGCUCACUAUUGGAAUGUACACCUGACACUAAGUUUGCACAUCUUAAAUACCACUCCCAGUGGUAAAUGAUAAGGUACCUGAAGUAAAAUAGAGUCAGGAGGUGAAGGAGAAAUGUGAUGAAGGUGCUUCCCAAAGGAGGGAUCUCCUGCAGGCUGUGGGCAGAGCUGGUCCUGGCCAGGAGGGCUUUGCUUGCAUCCCUGGGGGAUGUUGGAUGUCCAGCCUUUGAUUUUCUACUGUGUUUUGUGUUAGCUCUUUUUUUUUUCUUUUUUUUUUCUUUUUUUUUUUUUUGGCGGGUAGCCUGAACAUACAGUCUUCAGAUGAAGGUGCCUAUACCUCUAAAAAUUUUAUAUGCACAUUUUGAAAGUUAGUUAAUUUAGUUACCUAAUAAUAAUGGUACAUAGAAGAAAGGCACUUGAGGAAAAUCUGUCUGCUAUUGUAUUUUUGUUUGGGUUGGUUUUGUUUGGUUUUUUAACACUGGUCAGCAAUAAUUAUUUUAGCCAUAUACUAGCUGAAAAGACCGAUAUGUAAGAUUUGUGAACUAAACUUCUAAGUUUGCAGGACUUUGAUUAACCUGGGUAUGUGAUGAGAAAGCUAUGCUCAAUAAAAGAGUAUUUUGCAGCAUUUAGAUGUUUUCAUUUAAUUGCCUAAUAGUGAUCAUGAACAUAAUAUUCUAUAAAGCUCAUCAUGAAUGACAAACAAAGCACAUCGUUUUUAACAUAAAUAUAUCCCUUGUAGUUGAAAGUUCUGAGAGUGUACUAGUGUGGUCUGCUAUACCAAAAUAUUUAGAUUAUUAUGAGAUUUUAGUACUAAAGAUAAACAUACACCCUGUUUUUAUUGUUUCAAGUAAAGUUUAGUGAAUGACAAUUUGUUGAUAUACAACUGUGGGGAAACACUGCAGUGCUCUAAAUGUAUAUUUUUAUUUGGGUUUAUUAUAUUUAGUAUAUGUUUCAAUGAAAACUGAAGUGUUUACUACAGUUGGAUCAUUGUAAAACAUCUCUUACCUCAUUUUGUCUGCUGUAAAAAAGUACUAUCCUCUUAUUUUUUUUUUCUUUUUUCAAAUUGACCAUAGACAGUCAAUGUUAAUAUUUAGACUCCUAGUAGCAGUAAAUGCUGGGUUUUAUAUCUAUAAAAUGAAAACUUGAUUUUUUUCUUUAUGAACUUAUAUAACUUUGUGAUUUUUAUCUGAUUUUAUUGUAACAUAAAGUUGUUUUAUGUAAAAAUAUAUAGUUUAAGUAAAA